Molecule: messenger RNA, 1361 nt
Organism: Rhodamnia argentea
Lineage: Eukaryota; Viridiplantae; Streptophyta; Magnoliopsida; Myrtales; Myrtaceae
Product: fructose-bisphosphate aldolase 1, chloroplastic-like
Exons: 6
Coding region: 2-1195 (397 amino acids)
Biological process (GO): fructose 1,6-bisphosphate metabolic process; glycolytic process
Cellular component (GO): cytosol
Molecular function (GO): fructose-bisphosphate aldolase activity
Source: RefSeq, a predicted model, not a curated record
AAUGGCCUCUGCUUCUGCAACGCUGCUCAAGUCAUCCCCAGCUCUUGACAAGUCCGAGUGGGUGAAGGGUCAGUCUCUCCGCCACGCGUUGGCCACCACCGUGCGCUGCCACCCUGCCGCCGCGUCCGCCCUCACUGUCAAAGCUAGUUACGCCGAUGAGCUUAUCAAGACUGCGAAAACCGUGGCAUCGCCAGGGCGUGGAAUUUUGGCCAUGGAUGAAUCAAAUGCCACUUGUGGGAAGCGUCUUGCCUCGAUUGGGCUAGAGAACACCGAAGCAAACCGCCAAGCCUACAGAACUCUGCUGGUGACUGCUCCGGGGCUCGGCCAGUACGUUUCCGGUGCCAUCCUCUUCGAGGAGACUCUCUACCAGUCCACAGUUGACGGACGCAAGAUGGUCGAUGUGCUCGUUGAGCAGAACAUCGUCCCUGGUAUCAAAGUCGACAAGGGUUUGGUGCCUUUGGCCGGUUCGAACAAUGAGUCCUGGUGCCAAGGUCUCGAUGGCCUUGCUUCCCGCUCGGCUGCUUACUACCAGCAAGGUGCUCGUUUCGCCAAAUGGCGUACCGUUGUGAGCAUCCCAAAUGGCCCGUCUGCCCUGGCUGUGAAGGAAGCCGCCUGGGGUCUCGCCCGCUACGCUGCCAUCUCUCAGGACAACGGGUUGGUACCGAUUGUGGAACCAGAGAUCUUGCUUGACGGUGAGCACAGAAUCGACAGGACAUUUGAAGUUGCUCAGAAGGUUUGGGCUGAGGUUUUCUUCUACCUGGCUGAGAACAAUGUCAUGUUCGAGGGUAUCCUGCUCAAGCCCAGCAUGGUCACUCCCGGUGCCGAGUGCAAGGACAAGGCAACUCCUCAACAAGUCGCUGAAUACACCCUCAAGCUUCUCCACCGCAGGAUCCCCCCGGCAGUCCCUGGAAUCAUGUUCUUGUCUGGUGGGCAAUCUGAAGUAGAAGCGACCCUGAACUUGAAUGCCAUGAACCAAUCGCCAAACCCGUGGCACGUAUCUUUCUCAUAUGCCCGAGCCCUCCAGAACACCUGCUUGAAGACAUGGGGAGGAAGACCGGAGAACAUGAAGGCGGCCCAGGACACCUUGCUUGUCCGUGCCAAGGCCAACUCUCUUGCUCAGCUUGGCAAGUACACUGGUGAGGGCGAGUCUGACGAGGCCAAGAAAGGAAUGUUCGUCAAGGGCUACGUGUAUUAAGCGGUUCGCUAUAGGUGGAAGAGGAUGAUCAAACUUGGGAGACUUGAGAAUUAAUCUCUCCCAAGCGUGUUAUGAUUAUAGCCACGGAGACUAUUUUUGCACAUCGAAUGUACUGUUCAGCCACUCUAUAAACUUCUUGUGAUGCUGAGAUUAUCCAGUUUGGUGA